UAUCUGGCUCCGUACAUAACGCUUUCAACCAAGACUUUACAAUAACUAAAAGCUUACGAUCGCAUCGCACUAAAACGUGUUCUAAAAUUUGGCCUGCGAUGUUGUGAUUGCUUGGAGGCUCAUGACGUUUUACGUUGGUAUUGGUGUUUGGGUAAUGGAUUUAAAAAAAAGUUUGGAACGCUGAUUGGUCAGAAACAACACAUACGGAGUUUUGCAUCCGUCAACAACCAGUUGAUGUUUUUUUCAAUCAAGCUACAGCACUGAAACGACCUAAACAUUGUUCUCUCGGCUAUGGAGGCGAGAUGUGCUGUUGUUGAGACUUGGGCUGAGUUCGGAUGUCCUUCGCCGGGUACAGCUGCUAAAGUGAUCUGGUCUGGGGAAGAUGUGUUGAUUUGCACUGGGGGCGACGAGGUGUCGGUCUUCAACACACAAGAGCUGAAACUGACGGCUGUUCUUCAGUUCCUGAGUCCAGUGUGUCACAUGGUGCUGAGUGAGGACAAGCAGUCUGUCUAUGCUGUCUGUGAGAGUGAUGGGGUGUACUGUGUCAGUCUACCAACUCUGCACCCUAAGUCUCCCACUCCCCCAGCUGACCAAUCCCCUGGCCCUGCUCUGAUCAAGGUGUCGUCUAAUUCGCUGGCAGCCAGAGACGAGGGGGUGUGUUCUCUGAUUGAGGUGGGAGGGUCCGGUGGGACCUUGGUGACCGUCUCCCUGAGAGACGCAGCCUGGUGGUUUACUCUCUAUAAAGCAGCUGACCACCAGAAACUGACUCAGUUUAGUCUACCUGUCGUUUCAGUUGGUCCCGCAGGACUGGUCAUGAGACCUGUGUUAGCGUGCGUUUACAGCAGUGAUGCACCACUCUUAUCAUCUUCAUCAUCCUCAACAACAACAAAACUACCACCUUUGUCAUCAUCAUUAGGCGUCAAACAUUUUCUCCUGGAGCCUCUCCUCUUCAAGCUCCUCUUCGGCGUCGAUGCUGCCCUCAUCAACUCCCCCAUGAUCCUUUGCGGCCUGCCUGAUGGGCGUCUCUGCUCCCUCCCCUUACUUCUCCCAGGACGAUCAGGCCCCUGCGUUAGAGUUCUACACAGCAUGGAGCAGCCAAUCAUGUUUAUCGGAACCACGACCGGGACAAAUUAUGGUCCACAGUGUUUGGUGGCAGUAGGCCAAUGGGGGAGGGUGGUGCUGGUCAGAACCUGUGAAGGGGGGCCGGAGGAGGGGGGCAAGGUACCAGCAUUAACAGAGGGGUGUGUGUCGGGGCCUGUGGUGUGUGUGUGUGCAGGCAGGGAGGGCCUGUACUACAGCACAGGGUCAGAUCUUCUAGCCCUGGAUCUCCCAGGGGUGCGAGAGGAAGCUCCAAAGCCAGAAGAGAGCCUGGUGGUCGGCCACGGGGAGAGGCAAGGCCAGGGACAGGCCAUGGUGAAAGCAAGGGAGUCUGCUACCCUACAGAGUCCUGUCAGCCUUAAUGUCUGCAGGGUCAUUGCCCUGGCUGGGCCCUCACACAAUGCCUCAGAUCAUGUUUGUGUGUGUGUUACAGGCAUAGUGCAGUUGGUGGCUUUGUCUCUCCGGGGGAGGCUCCAGCGUUUAACCCUGCCUAAGGGGACAGAGACAGGGGGCAUACCCAGGCUCCCCUUAUCACAGGUGGGACAGAGAGUGAGGGACCUCCUUGCAGCCAUUGGAGAUGUGUGUGAGAGAGCAUCUGUGUUGAAAAGCACCAUACAGUCCAAAAACCACUCCCUCAGACACCUGAAUCAGGUGCUCAAUGUCUGCUGCCUACUGCUAGCAAAUCAGAACAGUGGAGAGCAGCUCCUGGUCAGCAAGAAGCCAAUCAGGUGUCACGUUGUUGCCAAGUGGAGCCGCCUGCUACAGAGAGACUCCCUGAAUCUGACCUGUGUUCUGGCCAAUUCUAGUCCUUACAUUCUAGAACGGAACUGGACGUUCUGUGUGAGAGUUCUACCAUUAUCCUACCCUCUUCCUGCAGGGGGGGUGAACACCUCUCAAACAUUCUCAUUCCCAUUCCAGAAACUAGAACCGGGUGGGAGAAUGGAAGUGUCGUUGCCCCUAACAGUGGCGGGGGACACAUCUUUCCCUGUGACGGUUAGCUGCUCGCUCACCUACUCCCUGCAAAGCCUGCUGGGGUCUGAGGAGCUGUCCCGCCUCCUGGCUAAUGGGGAGCUGGCAUCUCGUCUGGGAUUGGAGGGUGGAUGGGUCAGUCUGCCCCUUGACACGCUGACAGUGGAUUGGCUGGAUGCUCUGCAGGUGACCGGGACCACGCCCCCUCACAGGGACCCAAACAGACCCCCCAUUUCCCCAGAUACCACCUCGAUGGAUAUCGUUGAGGCCUUCGUGAGCACCCAUCGGAGCAGGGGUUCUGGGAGGGGGGAUGGAGAAGGAGGAGGAGAGAGGAUGGUGGCGUCUGAUGGGGGGCUGUUUUCAGCAAGCAUCAAGGUCUCAACAGAGCUACUGAGAGGGACACUAGGACUGGAGCCAGCAGGCUCUGCUGGCCCUUCUCAGGGUGUGUGUGGCUCUGUGCUGGGCUGGCUGCUGUCACAGGGGACAGGAGGAGAGGACUGGAGGGGCAGAGGGGACAAUGGAGGACAGGAAAGCUCUGUGGUCUACGCCCGGUGUCUAGGGCGACACACUGUCAAACUCACAGCCAAAGAGGUAACUGUAGGGGACACCAGUGUUAAGGAGGCUGUGGAGGUGCGAGUGCAGUGCUCCUCCAUGGCAGCCGUGUGUGGACUACACCAUGCAGUGUUAAGCCGUGUUCAGACUCUUCUCCAGGGUAAUGCUAGCACACAGGAGUCCUCUAUGGGAGUCCAGGGACUGGGCUUGAGACAGGCCCUACAGCGGGCACAGGUCCUAUCUGAGCAUCUCCAGGAGGCUCGUAUCCCAGAAGCCAUUGGACUGGGGAUGACCACGGGACAAACCACCAAGACACUGUUCAGCGUUUACAGGCAACUCCGAGAGAACCCCCUCCUCAUCCUCUGACACCGUUACCAUCCCACAUACGCUCCUCAUACACAACAUCCUCACACACAACAUCCUCAUCCACACAUUUACAAUCCUCUCCUCGUCUUCAUUCUCAGCCCCACACUCACCAUCCAAUACAUCUCCUGCAAAGGAGAAAUAAAUGACUGUUUGUCUCCCUCUGCUGUUUUAGUACACAAACAGCAUUUAUUUAUUUAUGUGAACGUUUGUAAAAUAGUACAUAGCAGGUGUGUGUGUGUGUGUGUGUGUGUGUGUGUGUGUGUGUGUGUGUGUGUGUGUGUGUGUGUGUGUGUGUGUGUGUGUGUGUGUGUGUGUGUGUGUGUGUGUGUGUGUGUGUGUGUGUGUGUGUGUGGAUUAAAAUGUACCUGUAAAGUUAGUUAAAACAACGGAUUUGAAGAGUCACUUCACUGACAACAUUAUCCACACACGAAACACAACUUUUACACAUCUCAGAGAUGAUUUUUAUUAUAGUUUUUCAAAACUUUUCAGAAAAAUUAAUAUUAGAAAAGGAUAAAACAAAAGACAAAUGAAGUAUGUAUCAUUGCCAAGUGACAGGCUGUAAAUCACUAGCACUAUACUCUUUCUAGGAUGGUCGUGUAGUUUUGUUACACCUGAUGUGUUACUGUUUCGAUUGUGGGGAAAAGCCUGUAAAAAUCUCAAACGACACCCAUUACACUCCUCUAUCCCAUAUAGAGGGCUCCUACUUAUCACCUGAAGCCAUUACUCUAUAUGUCUGUGUUUAGAAGUGGGCCUACUGCCCUACAUGGGGAAGAGGGUAACGUUUGAGAUGCAGCUGCCUGUCAUGCUUGUUAAUGUUACGAUGCUAAGGAAGCUGUCCGCUAAUGAUGACUCAGCUACGAUGAAUUGAUGACUUUCUGAGUUUAUUAUUACACACCUCUAUACACUGUCACUCGCUUAGAAAGUCAGAAUUGGCAAAACGACAGGGAAGAAUGGAAGGGAACAAUUUGUAAAACCAGAGAAUCAAGUGAGAGUGGGUUGGAAGAGAGUGUAAUAGACAAUUGGUUUAAGGCACAUUGGUUUUACACCAGAGUGUCUCUAUAGGUAUUUGUAGCAUUGUGUGUAUGUUCUGGAGUAUUUGUAGCUGCUGUAGUAAUAAUGUAUGCCAUUUAGCAGAUAUAUUUAUCCACAGGGACUUACAGUCAUGCAUAUAUUUUACAUAUGGGUGGUACCAGGAAUCAAACCCACUAUCCUGGCAUAGCAAACACUAAAGUGCCAUGCUCUACCAACUGAGCUACAGAUGACCAGUAGACACUUCCAAACUGAAAACCCAAGCCAUGUCAACUCCUCUAUAGCCUCAUUUAUACCUGGCACGAACAUGCGUCCUCUUUCCUGAUCUUUUCCACAUUCUGUUUGUGCCCACAUUUUCAGAAAUAUGUCUACACGUGGUAUUAAAAUGUUUCUCUUAUCCAUCUACUGUGACUACAUUUCCUGGUCCCUCCCUGUAUGCAAAUUAUUUGACAACUAUUCUUUUCAAAAUAAUAUUUAUUUCUUUAUUUUAAAGGGGCAAUCAGCAGUUGCUACAUCCAUUUUUGGACUUAUAAAUUAAGGAUAUGUACCCAUUGAUUCUUGAAGAACUCCUGAGUGGUGCAGUGGUCUAAGGCACUGCAUCUCAGUGCUAGAGGCAUCACUACAGACCCUGGUUAGAUUCCAAGCUGUAUCAUACCCGGCCGUGAUUGGGAGUCCCUUAGGGCGGCGCCCGGAGUCAUUAGGGUUUAGCCGGGGUAGGCCGUCAUUGUAAAUAAGAAUUUGUUCUUAUCUGACUUGGCUAACUAAAUAAAGGUGAAAUCAAAAGAAUGAACUUGUAAGUGUCUCAUGAGCUUAGUUUAACUAUCAGAACCCAAAAUAUAAGUCCUUGCAGCUAUAGCUCUGUUUAUGAAUUUGAGAGUGGUUACAUUUCUCCAGCCCCAUCCCUCAGCCUUUAACCAAAACGGGCGGGGAGUGUGCUUUGAUAUUGUUUCUACUGUUGAUUGCUGCUUAAAGAUACAUAUUGAUGCCAUAAGUCAAUAGUGCCAGCUGUCAGUGAUUUUAGAAGGCUGGAUAAUGAUGAUUUAAAUGGUUUCAUUGUCCAGAGCCCGGUUUCCCAAAAGCACCUUGAGGCCUAAGUUCAUUGUUAGAACCAUAGGAUCCUAUAAUUCUAAGUUGAACUUAGCCUUAAGAUGCUUUUGGGAGACCAGGCCCAAAUCUGUCUACACUUGUAAGAUAUCAGACCCACAAUGUGUCUUUUAAUGCAUCCGGUCUAUGCGAUUAAAAUACAAAUUUUAAUACCAUGUAUAGACAUAUUUCUGAAAAUGUAGG
Molecule: messenger RNA, 5301 nt
Organism: Oncorhynchus gorbuscha (pink salmon)
Lineage: Eukaryota; Metazoa; Chordata; Actinopteri; Salmoniformes; Salmonidae
Gene: faap100
Product: FA core complex associated protein 100
Exons: 9
Coding region: 292-2985 (897 amino acids)
Biological process (GO): interstrand cross-link repair
Cellular component (GO): nucleoplasm; Fanconi anaemia nuclear complex
Source: RefSeq, a predicted model, not a curated record